Molecule: messenger RNA, 2260 nt
Organism: Glossina fuscipes
Lineage: Eukaryota; Metazoa; Arthropoda; Insecta; Diptera; Glossinidae
Product: neogenin-like
Exons: 2
Biological process (GO): cell-cell adhesion
Molecular function (GO): protein binding
Source: RefSeq, a predicted model, not a curated record
UUUACAGCUCUUACCUUUACCGCCGAACCCCAAGACACAGUUGUACCGGAAGGUCAUUCUGCUCUACUGCAAUGCGUCGGCAUAGCACAAUUUGGUAAAAAGAAAGUCUUACCACAUAUACGAUGGCGUGGUCCCGAUGGCCAAGAUUUGGGUAUCGUAGGCGACACUUUUCGGAAUCAAUUAAAAAACGGUUCUCUGUACAUCAGCUCGGUGGAAGAGAACCGAGGAUUAACGGGGUCUUAUCAGUGCCUACUGUCAGUAGAAGGUAUUGGCACUAUAGUCAGCAGACCAGCUAUUAUAUCGAUAGCGCGUUUACCUGAUUUAAAUCAAGAUUUCAUUGAAACUUAUUUACUGCCAGGCCAAACGGCCUAUUUCCGUUGCAUGAUUGGUCAGUUGCAAAGCGGUAUUAAGCAUUCAGUGCAAUGGUUUAAAGAUGAGUUGCCAUUACAAGUGGAUAAGCUGCGUAUGGUUAUACUUCCGAAUGGUGCUUUAGAAAUUGAUGAAGUAAAAUAUGGCGAUCGUGGUGUUUACCAAUGCAAUGUCACUUCAGGCGGAGUGUCACGUUUAAGUAGUAAAACACAUUUAAAUAUAAAAAAACUCAACGAUGCUAGUGAAAGUCCGGUUGCUCCCUCAUUUCUCGUUGGCCCUUCGCCUCAAACCGUGAAAGAAGGUGAUGUGGUUACCUUGGAUUGCGUAGCCAACGGAAUCCCUAAACCUCAAAUCAAAUGGUUGCGCAAUGGUGAAGAAUUAGAUUUAAAUGAUUUAGAUUCGCGUUUUUCGAUCAUAGGAACCGGUUCGCUACAAAUAUCUUCAGCCGAAGAUAUUGAUUCGGGUAAUUAUCAAUGCCGCGCCAGCAAUACCGUCGAUUCAUUAGAUGCCCAAGCCACUGUACAGGUGCAGGUACCUCCUAAAUUUAUACAGAGUCCACGCGAUAAAAGUGCCUACGAAAAAGAAGAGUUAGAAUUAGAGUGCGCAAUACGAGGAAAACCGAAACCUAUAAUUAGAUGGUUAAAGAAUGGCGAUGCGAUUACACCGAACGAUUACAUGCAAAUGGUCGGCGGUCACAAUUUAAGAAUAUUAGGCCUUUUACAAUCGGAUGCUGGUAUGUUUCAAUGUGUCGGCAUUAAUCCAGCCGGUAGUGUGCAAGCAGCUGCACGUUUAAGAAUUAUACAACCAGGCAAAUUAUUAAAAAUGAAAAAUUCCCGUAAAUCUCAAUCGCAAACAAUGAAAUCAUUGCAAACUGAAAAAGAGAAAAAUCGUAAAUUUAAUAAAUUCCAACAAAGUGCAUUACGUACUAAAUCUGGUAGUGCCAGUGGUGGUGAUAGUGUUAGUGGCAAUUCUAUGGAAUCCACACGAAACAUUUCAAAAAGUGCUUUAGACAGUUUACUCUCACAAAAGGGUAAUAAAAAAUUUCCCAAAAUUUCCGAGCAACCAUUAAAUGAUCGCGAUUACGAGGCAUUUAAUGGCGACAGUAACGACGACUUAGAAGACAAUGAUGAUGAUUUAUUACCCAUUAGUAUACAUGAUUAUGAUAAGUCAUUGCAAAACGAUAAUAAAAGCAAUAAUAAUGACGAUUACGAUGAUAAUGAUGAUAAUGAUGAUAUUGACGACGACGAUGACGAUGAUACUGGGACAAAUCAGGAAUACAUUAUUGCGUAUAAACAUGGUGAUGAUCCAAAUAAAAUUUUAAAUUCUUGGUCAAAUAAAAAGAAAUUAACAAACUACAACAACGAUGACAAUUAUCCUGCUUCUUCACCUAUUUCCAAUUUACCACAACAAACCUCCUCCUAUUCAUCUAUAGAUUUAGAGCAUCUUGAGAAUUCUGGCAUUGAUGCUGGCACUAAUGUUGAUAGUAGCACCGCCACAAAGUCGUCCACAAAGGCUAAUGCAGCGCUAAUGAAUCGCUUACCAGGACCACCCAGAAAUCUAGCCGCGCAAAUUAUUAAACCACGAUUCGUGACCAUAAGUUGGUCAGCGCCCAUGAAAAAUUCCGACGAAGUGGUCUCAUAUACCGUAUACUACAAGAUGAGCAGUAGCGAGAGGUAAGUUCAAAUAGCUUAUACUUGUUUUCAAAUAAUUCUAAUCAGUUUCGAUUAUCUAUCUAUAAAAGAGAAAGAAAGUCAACUAGCAUAGCAUGUGUUGAGAUCCGAAACAAGAGCAUAGAUGAAUAGCGAAAAUCUUUCAAUUUUUUGUUAUUAUGUUCCGACAAAAACCAGUUGAAAGUAUUGUUUUGGCACAUUAAAUAAAGGUGGAAAAUUUG